CACGUAAUGUCGGCCAAUGGGAGUACCUGUUUUACUUCUGCUUUUGACGGUGGCCAUGUUUGUUUAAUGGUGGCACAAAAUGGCUGACGCUGCUACGGCUAAGAAAACGACGAAGACGAAGGCUCGAGGACGCGGCCGCCGCAGUACCCGCGGUCGCAAGGCAGCCACCUCCGGCAAAAAAGCUGAAGCGGCGGUUGAAGAUGAUGAAGAGUCGCUGCCCGCCGCCGAAGAAGAGGAUGAAGAAAAUAAGAAGGGAUGGUUUCCCACGACGAGCGCACACCAGACGCCGGUAACGCAUGACCACCAACCUCUCAAGUUUGGGAAUUUCGAUCUUCUCUCCGGGAGAUAUCAAGAUGCCGAAGAGCGCAAGUCGGAGACCGUGUUGCUGGACCCUCCGUCGUUUUCGCCGUUGACACGGAGCGGGCCCCCGGAGCCGCUCCAUCAAAACAAGAAGCUAAAAUGGGACCACAAGGUGAACCUGAUCGGAGAGAAGCUGAUCAACCCAAUGAUCCACUGCUGCGACAAGUGCAGCCUCCCGAUCAUCAUCUACGGACGCAACAUCCCCUGCAAGCACGUCUUCUGCUUCGAUUGCGCCAAGAAGUCUGACAAGAUUUGUUACCGGUGCAGCGACAAAGUGCAGCGGCUGGAGCCGAGCACCUUGGGCACCGUGUUCAUGUGCACCUUUGGUGAGAGCCGCCAGGGGAAGGACUCGUGUCGGAGGACCUACCUCAGCCAGCGGGACCUGCAGGCCCACAUCACACAUCGCCACCUGAAGAACGCGAGCAGCAAUGCAACGACUCCGCAGCAGUCUGCGACUGCGGGCCACGGACAUCCGCCCCAGCAGCAGCUGGCAACAGCGGCCUCCGCAGCACCGGCGCACCCUCCCCCCCGACACCUGCUGGUCCGUGACCCCCGGCAACACCCACCACCCGUGCCCGUGCCGGUGCCACACCCGCCCCCGUCCGCCAUGGACAUGCCUCGGGGAGCACCAAUGCAGCCCCCGCCACACAUGCAACAAACCCCACCGCCGAAGCCCCACCCCCCGGAGUACAGGGACAUGCCUCCACCCAUGAUGAUGGCCGCAGCGCAACAGCAGCAGCAGCAGCAGCAACAACAACAACAGAUGCCGCCGCCCCCUCGCUCAUACCAGCUCCAACCGUCCGGCCCGCCCGCUCAGAUCCCGGUGGUCAGCCGAUCCAACCUCAUCACGGUCCAAAUCCACGACGACAGCCACAAGGGAGGGGCAGGAAGUGGAGCAACGUUACCCCCCCAAAUGGCGGGACCGCCCCCUCCCCAGUACGCCACGCCCCCGCAUGGCGUGAUGGCUCCGCCCCCGCCGCAAGGGGCGUACCCGCCGCCUCAGGGGGCGGGGCCCCCCAUGAGCUACCCGCCGCCCGCGGCACAGCCCCCGUACACGCAGGCUCCACCCUCUUACACCACUGCUCCACCCCCUCCCCCGCCCCCGGCACGGAUCCCGCCCCCGCAGUUCGUGCAGCACCAGCCGCCGCCGCAGUUCGUGCACCCUCCGCAGCCUCCGCCGCCGCGGUUUGCGUCGCCGUACGAGGAGGCGGGGCAUCCGCCCACGUUUCAUUGGAGCGCGGCGACGAACAUGCCGCCCCCACCGCGACCAAUGGCGGGGCCUCCGCCCUCGGCGGGUCCGCCCCCGGGUGCAAUGAUGCAGCGGGAGCCGCAGUUCCGGCCGACUUACUACAACCAGUAGCACAUUUCGUCCGCUCCGAGCAUUCGAGAUGUCGCAUCAUUUGAACUGUCGGAUUGGCGUCUUUUAAAUAAAGUAAGCACGAAUCAGUCAUUCGUCGGAAUUGCGCAAGAAUUUUGUAUUGGUUCAUUGGACGCUCUAAGAACAACCCCUUAUUCACAGUCUUGGGUAAGUUAUAUUUUCAAAAAGUAAUUCAUAACAGUUAGUUAUUUUCAAGUAAAAGUAAUGAAGUUACCAUUGCAGUGACUGCAAUGAAAAAGUAAUUUUUUACAGCUAGUUCCUUCUAAAAAUUAAUUGCAGUACCGUAAAUCCCCCCUACCCAAGUUUAUUUCAGAAAGUGCAUGUAAAGUAGGCACAAGGCAAACAUGAAACUCAAAAUGUCUGUGAACACAUUUAAAAAGUGCAAGGAAUGGCUAUAUUGCACUUGCUCAAUGAUAUCUUAAUGCUCAAGAAACUGAAAAGUAAAGACAAAAGUAAUGUUCCUCUCCUCGUUACUUCUUAAGUAACGAUGAGAAAGCUAGCGUGUUGCAGUUAAGCUAUUAACAAAAUAAUGAAGUUGCAGUAAUGCGUUGCUAUCCAAGAGUGAUUAUUUGUUUCGGAGCAUUUUUAGGACUGCACGUACGUUCAUAGGUUGGUAAGUCAAGUGCCCUAAUGGAUUAUGCACGUGUGAUAAAUAAACAAUGCAUUGGUCAGUGCUCCCAGGUGCACGUAUAGGCAGUACUGUAACUUAUAAGAAGCCUUUAUAGCUAGUGUUCAUUUUAGUUUUUCUCGGUAUGUUUCUGAGGCAUGCUACAAUGUUGUCGUAAGGUUUUUAAUUAUGAUAGUGCACCAGCUUGCCUACGUUUUGACUUUUAUUUCAGUACUACAAUGCCUCUCUCAUGCGUGAAAAUGAAACCCACAAGUUUUUUCGUGUUUCUGUUCAUAAAGAGGCUUAUGCUUUCUAUUCCAUAUAUGAAAUAAUGUAAAAAAAACCUUGCUUCUGCGAGGCUGAAGAUCAUGUUUCUUCCUUUCCCAAAUUGUGAUGGUGGGAAAAGACACAACCUUUUUGUGCUUCA
Messenger RNA from Ixodes scapularis (black-legged tick), 2772 nucleotides. RefSeq names its product E3 ubiquitin-protein ligase Hakai. The coding region runs from base 80 to 1720 and encodes 546 amino acids. Gene Ontology annotation, molecular function: ubiquitin protein ligase activity. The record is from RefSeq and is a predicted model, not a curated record. Gene Ontology annotation, biological process: regulation of cell adhesion; protein ubiquitination. The transcript has 8 exons. NCBI's taxonomy places the organism in Eukaryota, Metazoa, Arthropoda, Arachnida, Ixodida, Ixodidae.